AUGGAUUUUUCAAAAAAAAAGGAUUUAAAAGCCCCAUUUAAGGCAAAAAAAGAUUUAAAUGAUGGUGAAUUAGAUCAUCUUAAAACAGAAUUUAUUGAGGGAGAAGAACUUAAUAAUAGUUCAGAAAAAGUUAAUAAUAAGGAAAUAUUUGAAGAAAAAAAAGAGUCGGAUGAUGAAUCUUUAGAAGAGGAGAUUUUACUUUCAGAAGUUGAAUCAUUUAGUGAUUUUGAUGUACCAAUCUAUCAGAAACUGACUAUUAAUAACAAAGAGGCAUUAAAUAGAAUUUUUGAAUCAAUUAUUAUUCCAGAGACUAAAUUUGAUGAGAACCAAGUAAUAACUUCAAAGGAAUCAAUUAAGAUCGAAAAUAUUCAUGAUGAUUUUGCAAGGGAAUUAGCAUUUUAUAAACAGGGACUUGAAGCAGCUAUACGAGGACGUCAAGCUAUUCUUGAUAAAAAUGGGAUUUUUUCUCGACCUUAUGAUUAUUUUGCAGAAAUGUUGAAAUCAGAUGAACAUAUGCAAAAGAUCAAAGAUAAACUAAUCAAAGAAGAAACAGAAAAAAAAGCAAUAGAAUCAGCAAGACGGCAACGUGAACUGAAAAAAAUUGGAAAAAAGGUUCAAAUAGAGAAAAUUCAUCAACGUCAUCAAGAAAAAAAAGAAAUAUUAGAUAAAAUCAAAAAUCUUAAAAAAAAAAGGAAAUAUGAUCAAGAGCUUACAACAGAUGAUAAUUUUGAUGUUGAAUUAGAAAAGGCAAGUUCUGUUUCAAAAAGACAAAAAACAAGUAAACGACAAAAAAAAGAUAAAAAUUAUGGUUUUGAUGGAAAAAAGAAAUAUAAAAAAUCUAAUGAUACAAAAAGUACAGACAGCAUGUUUGAAUUUUCAGUUAAAAAAAUGAAACAGCCUUUUAAAAAUUAUUCAAAUAUACAAAAAAAAACUAGAAGAAAAAGCCAUAAUAAAUAA
Pneumocystis murina B123 is the source of this 957-nucleotide messenger RNA. RefSeq lists its product as hypothetical. The transcript is spliced from 3 exons. Gene Ontology annotation, biological process: ribosomal large subunit biogenesis; rRNA processing. The record is from RefSeq and is a predicted model, not a curated record. Gene Ontology annotation, cellular component: nucleolus; preribosome, large subunit precursor; nuclear periphery. The coding region runs from base 1 to 957 and encodes 318 amino acids. NCBI's taxonomy places the organism in Eukaryota, Fungi, Ascomycota, Pneumocystomycetes, Pneumocystales, Pneumocystaceae.